AUGUUUUUAUAUUUACUUUUACCUUCACUUUGUUUAGGAUAAAGAUUUCUUUAGGCAGAUGAGACUUGUUAUGGUGUAAUUUUGGAUUGUGGAUCUUCUAGCACAAAAACAACAAUAUAUUCUUGGCCAUGUAGAACAAACAAAAUUUAUCCUCUAACCGACAUCACUUAAGAAGUAAAUUGAAUUUAAAAAUUUAUUAGUCACAAUAACUAAAGACAAGUCCAGGUGUAUCUACAAAAUAUCCAGAUGAGAUUUAAGCAUAUUUAACACCCAUAUUUGAAUUUAUUAAUUCUAAAGUGCCUGUAACACAAAAAGAAUAUACACCAAUUUUUAUGGGGGCAACAGCUGGAAUGAGAUUAUUAGAUAUCAAUAAAUCAAAUGCACUUAUAGAUGAGAUCAGAAAGUAACUGAGCAUGAGUGGUUAUUUGUUUCAAAAUGAUAACUGGGCUAGAAUAAUAUCAGGUCAAGAUGAGGUAACUGUAAUUUUGAAAAACGCAUAGGCUACAUAUCUUUGGUUAGGAGUAAAGUAUCUUUUGGGGAAUACUGAUGGAAGUUUAAUCACAAUAGAUUUGGGUGGAGCCUCUACUUAGAUUGCAUUCAAAGUGGAUUACAUCUAAUAUGAAUCAGACAUUGUGACUUUAACAAUGCCAGAUGAAGAAAUUAAUUUAUAUGCCAUAUCUUAUCUUGGUUAUGGUAAUGAUUAAGCCAGAGAUGCUGUUCUUGCAAAAAGCAUUAUUGGUACAUAAGUUAUAAGUCCAUGUUAUCAUUAAGGUUACAGUUCUUAAUGGACUUAUUAAAAAGUUUAGUACACUUUAUCAGGGAGUGGUAAUAUAGAAUAAUGUUAAGCCUUAAUAUAAUCUUUCUUAAAUAGUUAAUGUCGAACAGUAAAAGAUGAUUUAUGUGGAAUCAAUACUAUAGAUUAACCUUAGUUACCAUCCUCAUAUUCUAUUUAUGCUAUAAGUGGAGUGGCAACAGUUGCUAACUUUCUUUAACUUAGUACAUUUAAAGUAUAACGUAAAUGGAUUAAAAUAGUUACCUUAAUUAUUAAAAUAAGCUUAAGAAUUCUGUAAAAUGAGUUGGUCAUAAGUUUAAGGUAAUACUACUUAUUCUUCAAAUCCAUAUGUAGCCACUAAUUUUUUCUUAUCACUUUAUGUUCAUUAAUUAUUAUCCAUUGGAUACAAUAUUCCAGACACAAUGUAAAUGAUAUUUAUAUAAAUUAGGGAUAUUAAUGCUCCUUUAGUAAUAAAUUCUUAAACACCAAGUUGGGCUAUGGCUGCUGUAUAAUAUCAGUUAGCUUAAGUAGACUGUGAUUUAGAUAGUUCUGUUUGCCAAGGAUUAAUUUUAAAUUUGAUGACAUUCUUUUGUUUGAUAGUAUUUUAUUGA
Molecule: messenger RNA, 1383 nt
Organism: Paramecium primaurelia
Lineage: Eukaryota; Ciliophora; Oligohymenophorea; Peniculida; Parameciidae
Source: the annotation of a GenBank genome assembly